UAAAUAAAUAUAACAAAUACUAAAUAGCAUUGUUACAUUUUAUAAGCUCUUGUGAAGCUCUUGUGAAGCCCCCAUAUGAAGCAUCAUCGUUUAAUUAUUUUCCAUGGUUUUUCACAAAAAAACUAUAUACUAAAAAUCAUCAGCAUUCAUUUACACCUGGUUGCCAUGUUUACCAGUAAACAUCCGGAAGCUAUGGCGACACGGGGCUCAGUUUCAAGAGUCGCUUUCGGCAGCUGCCAGAACCGUCUCAUGUUUCCGACGCACUUUGCGCCUGACCGAAUGGGAAAUGAAAUGCUCUCACAGUUUGGUUCAGCUGAAGGAGGACCCGGAUGUUACGACAACCACACGGUUGGCACACUUCUGUAUGAACUCCAACACAAACCUGAGAGUAAGAGGGGAUAUGUGUUUGCAGCCCGCACUGCAUCACGAUUCCUGCCGGCUUUAAAGGCAGUCACCCCUUCACCACAGAAAUACCAGCUGGACUGGACUCUACCUAAAGUGUGUCCUCCUGGAAAAGCUCCCUUCAAUAGUACCACUUUAAGAUUCAGACCUAAAGAUGCAGAAAUCAGCCCUGGUCCAGGGGCAUACGCUCAUGAUGCUAUCCAAAGCAAGAAGGUGUCAUGGCCUAUGAAAUUCGGCUCUCCAGACUGGACAAAAGUGCCGAUGCUGGAGAGAAGAGCACUGCGGACAGAGCUUUUCCAUGACAAAGAGUUUAGGAAACAGAGGAACAGGGUGGCAUAUCUACACUUGUUUUACUGAUGAUACUAAAAUACUACUAGAAGAAUUAAGUGUGUACAAACAUUAAAGCUUUAAAAGACAAGUUUUA
Danio rerio (zebrafish) is the source of this 826-nucleotide messenger RNA. NCBI's taxonomy places the organism in Eukaryota, Metazoa, Chordata, Actinopteri, Cypriniformes, Danionidae. The record is from RefSeq and is a predicted model, not a curated record.